Messenger RNA from Emericellopsis atlantica, 1119 nucleotides. Its product is annotated as Six-hairpin glycosidase-like protein. Gene Ontology annotation, biological process: carbohydrate metabolic process. NCBI's taxonomy places the organism in Eukaryota, Fungi, Ascomycota, Sordariomycetes, Hypocreales, Bionectriaceae. The transcript has a single exon. Bases 1 to 1119 code for a protein of 372 amino acids. The record is from RefSeq and is a predicted model, not a curated record.
AUGCCUACCCACGUCGAGAACAUCGCCUCGGAGCAGGUGCACAGCCAGAUCCAGCACCUCAUCCACGAGCUCGUCAACAUCAAGGACACGACGGGCGAGUUCCUCAUGACCCUGGCCGACGGGCAGGUCAUUGACACCAAGGGCUGGAACGACUGGGAGUGGACGCACGGCAUCGGCCUCUACGGCAUCUGGAAGUACUACGAGCUGACCGACGACCCGCAAUGGCUCAAGAUCAUCGAGGACUGGUUCCAGGCCCGGUUCAAGGAGGGCCACAAGGGCAAGAACAUCAACACCAUGGCCGUCUUCCUCACCCUCGCCUGCGUCUACGAGAAGACGGGCAACCAGACCUACCUGCCCUGGCUCGACAGCUGGGCCGAGUGGGCCUACCACGACCUGCCGCGCACCAAGUUUGGCGGCUUCCAGCACAUCACCUACCUCGACGUCAACGAGCAGCAGCUGUGGGACGACACCCUCAUGAUGACCGUCAUGCCCCUCGCCAAGAUCGGCCUCAUCCUCAACCGGCCCCACUACGUCGAGGAGGCCAAGCGCCAGUUCCUCCUACACAUCCAGUACCUCUUUGACCACAAGUCCGGUCUCUUCUUCCACGGCUGGACUUUCAACGAGGGCGGCCACAACUUUGCCGACGCCCGCUGGGGCCGCGGCAACGCCUGGGUCACCAUUGUCAUCCCCGAGUUCAUCGAGCUGCUCAACCUCCAGCCCGACGACCCGCUCCGCGCCCACCUGCUCAGCACCCUCGUCAGCCAGAGCGAGGCCCUCGGACCCCUGCAGAUGCCCAGCGGCCUCUGGCGCACGCUGCUCGACGUGCCAGAGGAGGAAGGGUCCUACGUCGAGGCGAGCGCGACGGCCGGCUUCGCGUACGGCCUGCUCAAGGCGGAGAGGCGCAAGUACAUUGGACGGGAGCACAAGCCCAUGGCCGUCAAGGCGAUACGCGCCGUGCUGGACAAUAUCACACCCGAGGGCGAGCUGCUAAACACGUCGUUUGGUACGGGCAUGGGCCACGAUCUGCAGCAUUACAAAGAUAUCCCACGCACAAGCAUGCCGUACGGGCAGGCCAUGGCCAUGAUGGCGCUGGUCGAGUUUCUGAGGGCGUAUGUGUAG